GCCAUCUUGGCGGAGAGGAGCGAGGGGGAGGCGGGAGCGGGGAGGGGAUCCGGGUGGCCCUUAGAAGGUGCGCGAGCACCGCCCCCUCUCCCUUCUCACCGGUCGUUCAAAUAUCGCGCGAUUCUUCCAUCACCACCACCACCACCACCUCCCUGUCUCGGCUGGCUCUGCAUUCUGUCUCCGAAAGGACCCGUGAGCCCGCGCGGCCGUUGGCGCCCUGAGGCGAGUCCAGGUGAGGCGCCGGCUCUCUGCCAAGCGGCUCAGGUGAGGGACGGGGGCGUGGCUUGGCGCCCAGCUGCCCGCCCCCCCGCCCCCUCCGCUGUGGUUUCUUGUCGUCUGAGGGACGGGACGCCUGUGUUGGCAUGUGGGGCGGCCGCCGAAUAGAGGCAGGUUAGAAAGAGUUUCUUCUUCUUCCCCUGCGCUGAGGGCGGCGUUGGAGAAGAAGUAGAAGAGGCCGUUUGUUUGGAGGACUUAAUUAAAUCCGGGUUUUCUGUUCUCAGCAUCUUGAAAAAAUGCUCCAUGGCAGGUAAUGCCACUUCGAAGAGCUUUCAGGGCAAAGUCGCUGGUGGGCUCUCUCGCUUCAAGUCUUCCCCAAAUCCGGGUGAAAUAGCUGUAUUAGGACAAGCGGAAAGUCACGAAAGGGCGUGUGAGUUUUCCAGAGCCUUUCUACCAGGCCAUCUCUAAGGUGGUAAAGCAGGGAAGGGAAAUGCUGGCUGCAGUUCAAGCUGUGGAGGCAUUGUCGAGGAAAGGAAGGAAGGGAGUUGGUUUUUGAGGCGGAGAGAGCCUCGGUAGUUGCAAACUGUGGGCGGAAUCGGGCUUAAAACGUACCUGUUAGAAUAGAUCGUACCUCUCUCUCUAUUCACGUUGUAACGUGAGCUUUCUCCCCUCUGAAAUGUCUGCCGUCAGCUUAAUUGGUAUGUAGGCAUCUUUCCCUCUUUUGGUUCAUCUGUGCGAUGAGGAAGAAGUUUCAAAGCUCUCCAGUCAGCGCAGCAAUGCAAACAGUUCUUUUGCAAACCACAUUGUAAACUAUAAAUGUAUUGGCUGUAUUGAGGGCCCUCCUGUAAACUUGCAUGUUGACGGUUGCUGCUUAUAUGGAAGAUGUCUAAAUUAUAUGUUUAGAAGUUAUGACUGACCUACAUUUUGAAAAUUGGGGUGUGCCUUUCAAGUUUCUGAUGGUGUUUCUGAGAAAUUUACCCUGUGGGGUUUAGUUCUUCUUAACAUGUAGUAUGUCUUUGUAGCUGCAAUCCCAAGUAAUCUUCGUUGAAUGUAGUGAGACUUAUUUCUGAAUGAACAUGCAUAGGCUUGUACUGUGCAGAAUAGUAACUGAUUAUUAGCUGAGCUAUCCUGAUUGUCACUGCUGUCAACGACUGAUCCAGUUGUCUUUUGCCUUGAGGAGGUGUAGGGUAAUAAUAGCCUACCUUAUUUCUAAAAGUAUUUGUAAGCUUUUGCCUUUUAAAGUUCUAUUUGAUGCAUUUCAAAGAUCUUGAAGCAGUUACAGCUAUGGUUAACUGUUCUUUUUUCCUUUACAGUGCGCAAAUGGCGAAGUUUAUCUUUCAAGUAAUCGAGACAGGCAGAUGAGAAUAUGAAGAGAAACAGGAAAUCCAGUCUUGCCAUUUCAUUGCAGUCUCUGAGAAAUUAAAAAAGGAAUAUGUGUUUACUUUGACUGUGAACAAAGUAUCCUGUGGAGAAGCUGAUCAUGACACAACACUGAAGUGUGAAAUGCCUGGGAAGAUGGGUAUCUUUGUACUUCUGACUUUGAGCUUAAUCUUAAACUUGACACAUGGGCAUAGCUUAUUCACAUGUGAACCCAUUACUAUCCCAAAAUGUUCUGGAAUGGCCUACAAUAUGACAUUUUUCCCCAAUGUGAUGGGGCACUAUGAUCAGCAAACUGCAGCUGCCAGAAUGGGGGUGAGUUGUUCUUUCUCUACCGUACAUGCUAUAAAUAUUUUUUCUGUUAUAUGUACAAAUGUGAUUCUGUCAGUAAAAAGAAUUCUAGGUAAGACAUGUUCAAUAUUACACAUUAUGAGGAAAAACCUAGUGUUCUGAAACAAGACUUGAAAUAGUGACCAAACGCCUAAAAAUCAUACAGAGAUGCAGGUACAAACAUAACAGUAUGGGCAUGUGACCAGAUUUUAGGGUCUAUUCUUACAUGGUUUGAGCCUGAAAAUUUACAAAAGAGCUCCUACAUCCUGUCUGAAUAAAUGUAUAGAAGAUCUUCUGUGUUACCUUUUUAAAUCUUCAAAGUGUUUAGUCAUCUGAGCUUCCUGACUGUUUAUAGCAGGCGACCUUGUGCUGUAUCCCCUCAGGCCAUUGGCAUCUGCAUGCAGUUGGCAUAAAAAUUCAUUGCUGCCCAUAAAGUUCUAAAAUAUGAGAUGCAUCUCUUCCACAGAUCUCCUAACUGUGUAUAAAAGCAUAGGUGUAGUAACUCCUCAAAUAAGUUUUGUUCAUUAUGCUAAAUGAAAGGAGUGUUAAGCUUCUCUGAAGUUUAUUCUUGUCUCUCACAUACUCCUUCAGUUACAGGUAGGUAGCCGUGUUGGUCUGCCAUAGUCGAAACAAAAUUUAAAAAUUCCUUCCAGUAGCACCUUAGAGACCAACUAAGUUUGUUAUUGGUAUGAGCUUGUGUGUGCAUGAAGAAGUGUCUGUGCACAUGAAAGCUCAUACCAAUAACAAACUUAGUUGGUCUCUAAGGUGCUACUGGAAGGAAUUUUUUUAUACUCCUUCAGACUAGACAUUCACAAUUGACCAAACAUGCCUGUGAAUUAGGGAUGUAAUCUAAUUUUUUAAAAAAGAAACUUAACCAUGUGAGUUUGAGUCAAUUAAUCAAUGAACUGUUAGAAGGUGCAUAAAUUUCCAUGGGAUUUUUUUUCUAAAGAAAAAAGUACUUUAAAAUAUGCAUAUUUUUCAGCAGGCUGUGUCAGAAGAAAUUCUUUUUUCUGUCAUGGAAGGCAAUACCUUUUUUUAAUAGUGGUGAUUACUAUGUACAAUGCUUUCCAGUAAUUGUAGUGAACAUUAAUUACAAUUUUGAAGCAAUGUAGGAUGUCUUUUUCUUGAUCUAAAUAUUUUUAAUAGUUUGACUAAGCGCAUCUGCCUGCUUGCUGAUCCUUUCUUUCUAGGUGGUGCAGCUAUAGAGCGUUGGUAAUGGAAAAAGCAGACAUCUCUCAUGUGAUCACCUGCACUCUCCCUCUGCAUGGUACAGUGGUGAGGAAUGAGCCCAAUUGUCCUCACCAUUCCACCAGCUUUGAGAGCAUGAGCAUGAAGAGACAAUAGGGUCAAGGAUAGGGCAAGUGAUAGUUGCCUCUGAAUGCCCAAUUAUCCUCUCCCUCUAGAAGCCUAUACCUGCUCAUGCGUUCUUCCUUUGGGUGCUGGAGCAGGAAGAAUUAGGCCCAGCAAAGCAGCUGAUGUUCUUUGGAGGAGCAGUCACCACUUCUGCUUACUGGGCAGUAUUGCGGCAAAAAUUGGACCCACACACCCUGCCAUCCACAGGGAGAGUGCUGUUUAGCGAGUGGUUGCUCCUUCCAUGACUAGAGGUCUCUGCUGCACUGCCCAGAGAGAUGGGUAAGCAAGUUGGCAGAGGCAACUUCUUGAGAUUUCUUGCCAAGUGGUACCAUGGGCCCAGUCCUCCCUAUGUCAGUGUCUAUACCAUGAGCAAGAGAGGUAGUGGGAGCAGCUGCUGCUUUUCUUUGCUUGUGGAUGGAGGAGGUGUUGAGGGUGGUUUCUGUGGGCUUCCUGGCUAGGAUGUUCUUCCUCCUUCCUGCACUUCAGCCUCUGCUACAGAGCAGGGGAAAGGAGAAGAGAUUGCUGUUUAAUGUUUGCCAGUUUUAAUAUGUAUGUGUUAGUGUUUAUUUUAAAUAUUAACAUUUAUAAUAAGUCUCCAAAAGCAUUAAACUGUGAAUCCCAGGUAGACUUUGGAUAUUUGGAAUAAGAACACGAGUGAGGGGCACAUUGGUAUUUUCAUCCUUCGCUUCCCCUCCCAUUUCACUUGGAAGGAAGAUGUGCAUCCUUCAACCAUCUGUACUGUUGAAUCCUUAUUCUGAUUUCUGUCAGACACUUCUAGUUUUGGUGGUAUAUAUUUUGGUGGUGUUUUCUCGUAUCUAAAGAUUUCUAAGCUCAAGCAAAUAUUUGUUUGUGACAGGAAAAUUAAGCUACCUGUGCAAUUAGAAAUUGCACUGAAGCAUUCCUUAUUCUCUUGUAAUAUAACCGUGACAAGUCAGUGCAUGUAGGAAUGGAGAACAAAACUUGAUUCACAUUCAGUGUUCUAAAGGAUAUGUCUUCUAAUGUUGCAGUUCUAAGCACACUUUCUUGGAGCAUAUCCUAUUGAAGCUAGAGGCACUUGCUUCCGAGUAAGCUUGCAUGGGACUGUGCUGUAAAACAAGACUAAAACGCUAAUAAGUAGACAGAUUUUUAGCUCUGUAUAUGAGCAUCCAUCAGAGCUAAUGAACAAAGUGCUAAGUAAGGUAACAUUAAGACAAAAACAAAACAAAACUCAUGCUAGAUGGAAGUCUAAACAGGCUGUGUAAGGAGCCUCAGUGUCAUAGUAAAGUUUUAUGAGUGAUAAAAGUAAAAUUCAGUGAUGGAACUAUUGGAAGGGAGUUUGAAAAAAUGUAGAAAACAUUGAAACUUUGUAAUGCUAUUAUAUACAACUAUGGUGUACCUGCUUUUGGAAUACUUUGUAUGCUUUUGGUUGGAAUUAUUAGGGAGAAGAUUUGAAAGCAGCAGCAAGUACAGCAAUAUAAAAAUAUAGUGUACCCACUUUAGAAUACUUUGUGCAACUUUUUUGUAGUCCUACAAAAAGAACUUGAAAAGGUACAGAAAAUGGUAACUAUAGUGAUAAUGGCAUGAUGAUGAUGACUCAUCCUUUAAAAGUCUUCAUGUCUUUAGCCAUUGUCGUCAUUCUCUGAUUGUGAGCUUUUCCAGGGUAUCCACCUGCCACUAUUUGAGAAAACAACAAAAAGUCUUGUAACACCUUAAAGACCAACACAUACAGAGAGAGCACAUGAUGAAAGCAUGAAGAAAGGGAAAAUUAAACAAGCAGAAGAGUUGAUAACUGAAAUAAUAGGUUUAAGCUGUUUUGAUCCAUAAAGAUAAUUCUCUGCACCAUGCUUUGCUACUGUGAAAUUGCUAUCCUGAUAGUCCUCAAAAACUAUUUCUAUAAUGCUUCUUUGUUUCAGAUAGGUUAACUUUGCAUCAUGCUUUCGGACAGGCUAAAUUGUCAUGCAUUUAAGCAGUCUUCAACCUCGGCCAGUUUUAUAUUGUAAUAGCUCAGUGGCAUCAGCAUACUGGUGAUGAAACUGCUUCAUCCCAAAUCAAUGCAGUCCACUUUUAGUUGUGACUAAUAGCUCAGUUAUUGGCUCUGCUUUGCUCCUUCCUUUGAGUGUUUGUUCCUGACUGGAAUGUGUCCUUGAGCUCUGAUAAUGUUUCUUGCCUGCCUGAAUAGAAGAUAGAGAGGGGUAUGUAGGAAUUAGUAUACUGUACAAAUAAAAUAUUCAUUGUCCAUUGCUUUGCCCACUUUUGCCUGUGACCCCUGGAAGGUUUCCCAGAAGGGAAUGCAGCCCUCCGACCAAAGCCAGCCUGCUCAUGAGGUGGGAUGAAGUGCCCACUUCAGGUGGCAGAAGCACAAGAGGCAGUGUUUUGCCCACCCCACUGAUUCCACCAUCGCCAGAAUACCCUCCCCUCUUGCCAGUGAGCGGGAGGCAUUCCAGCAUGUGGUGUUGCACCUUGUCUUCCCUAUUUCUAGGCAGAGAAGCCAAGCAGCAACUCUUUGUGGAAUUGCUCCGGCAGUGGUGGGGGGUGCAGUGACAGAAGUGGUGAGAGGGUGUGGGGCGGUAGUGGAGCACACGGCAGCAAUUCCCAUUUUGCCUUAGGAUGGUAAUGAAAUGGGAGGGGCUGCUCUUCUGACUGAAAGUUUCCUCAUCCCUGUAUUAUAGCAAGAUAAGCUGCUAGUGCAAGCAGCCUGUAUGCUCACUUGAUAUGGAGCAAAAAACGACUUCUUGCACCUUUUGGGGGUGUUUUUCUUUAUGAAUCUGAGGAUGCUUCUCAAGAAAAAUAAAAAGUUCUAAGCUUUUGUAUUUGCGCAAGUAGGGGAUAGCUCUUUUCACAUGUAUCCCAUCAAAUUGCAGUUCAGUAUGCCACCUGAUAACUAGAUUGAAAAUGGUUUAGAUCUGAGUUCCUACUUGGAAGUCAGUGUUCAGAGCCGUGACCAUGAGUAUUAUAAACUCUAAAACCACUGCUAAUGGUGCCUCAUAACUCACACCCAAGUGACUCUCCUCAGUUACUCAUACUUAGCGGUUCUCUCUGACUUAGCGGUUCUCUCUGACCAAAUGAAUUUCUAACUUAGUUGCAAAUAGGGAGAAUAAAUUAUCACUUGAAGUUAAGGAUUGAUGUGCUAUCCCAUCAGUUUGCUAAGAUAACUGCAAAUGCAUUUUAAUGUACAGUGGUGCCCCACAAGACGAAUGCCUCGCAAGACGAAAAACUCGCUAGACGAAAGAGUUUUCCGUUUUUUGAGUCGUUCCGCAAGACGAAUUUCCCUAUGGGCUUGCUUCGCAAGACGAAACGUCUUGCGAGUUUGUUUCCUUUUUUCUUAAAGCCGCUAAGCCGUUAAUAGCCGCUAAGCCGCUAAUAGCCGUGCUUCGCAAGACGAAAAAACCGCAAGACGAAGAGACUCGCAGAACGGAUUAAUUUCGUCUUGCGAGGCACCACUGUAUCAACUGAACAUUGCUGUCUGCUUUACAUAACUGAAUCUUAACGAUGGAGAUGAAUUUUAAAAAAUUAGUUCUGGGUAUGGAAAGUAGCUGAUGGGCAGCCUUGUGUGAGUCGCAUUUCUCAACAAUAGUUCCCGGUCUGGGAAUGAGAUCUCCUGCUCGGAUUUGUUGAGAAGGUGAAAAUAUUACGGAUUUUAAAUAUAUGUGCUAUGCCAGGAAAUCUUUGGUAUUCAUUUUUUUAAUCAAUAUUUUAUAUAAUUACCUUACUGAAAAAGAGAACCUAAUAAUUUUAUUUUCCAGGAAAACAACUACUCCCUUUCAAUUGUCAGUUCUAAUACAAGCUGCUUUGGGAUUAUAAAGCUGUAAUUCAUGUCAUGGACAUAGUUUAAUAGCCACAGUGGCAAAUAAAGGCCUUGUUUUAAAAUCAUAGAUAAAAAUGCAAACCAGAUAUGACCCACCUAAAAUCCUAUGGCAUACUGUUCUAUUUCUUUAGUUCAGAAGUUGCCACUUCCAUGUUUAGAGAUACUAUUGGUAGAUGUACAGGCGUACUUUUUAUUUCUGUAUAAGGUUGGUGGGUGAUAGAAGGAACCAGUGGGGUUGGAGACUGCAACACUCUUGUCAGAAUUCUAAAUGUUCCCAUGGCCCCUGUGUUCAUUGUAUGCAUGGAGUUAUCCCAACCUUGCAAGAAACUUGUGACUCUGCCCAAAGUUGCACUCUCUUCAGUCUGAGCAGGGAUAUGGACUCGGCUCUCCCUGGUCAAAGUCGAGUGCUCCAGCUGCUCUGAAUCUUGAAACUUCUCUUGGGACAUGGUCCAUUAAAUUUAAAAUAUAACUAGCAGUACUGUCACAGUUGCUUAACAAGCAGCUUAAUUAGGUAAUGUGUUACAUGCUUACUAGAAAGUUGAAUUGCAAAGCAGAAUGAUGUCCCCUAACUUAAGUUGUAGAGGUUUGAAAAGCUAGCUUGGAAGUCAGGCUUGCUUUAUGUGAAGUAAUGCAUAUACUUAGGUUAGAAAGGGAUAACACAUGUGAUUGAGAGAAAAGCUAUUUUUAAACAUCAUUCUUUCCUUUUGGAGAAAGUGAAUGAUGCUGCGCCUCGAGUUCACGCAAAUGUGACUUGUCUUGCUGAAUGUGUGUAGCUUCCAAGUCCAGUGUUUUAACUUUAAUACAUUAGACCAGGGGUUGCUAACGCUUUUGGGCCUGUGGGUGCAGGUAGACUUCUGAGAAAAGGUUGUGGGCACCAGUCACACUUCCUCUCACCCUUUGUAAGAAUUGAAAGGUGCACUAGCUGCCUAGCCAAGAGAUUAUCCCCUCCUAUCCAUGCACAUGCAUGCAGCACAGACACACUUACAUGCAUACAUAUGUUUACACACAUGUGAUGCAUCUGCGCACAUACACUGUCCCUCAGCCAAGCAGUUAGACUUGAAAAGGGUUAAUUUUCCCCCAAGCCUAAUUAAGGAUGAGUGUGAUAUUUCUGGAGAGUGCAGCUAGGGAGGGAAGUUCCAAGGCCAUAUUGUUCAGCUUUCUCCCCAGCUGCAGUUGACAGGAAGACCACCCCUCCUCCAUGCCACAGCAAUUGUAGCAUAGGGAGCAUUUUUUUAUGGCUCACAGCUUUGAAGGGUUUUUCUCGCCUUCCUGUGGAACACCACUCAUCACCCCUGCCAAAGCACUUAGGCUUGAAAAAGCCUUCUAUGGGCUACGACAGAUGGAUUUUUGAAGCCUAAUUUCAGCAGGAGGGUGGGGAUACUCCUGUUGCCAGAUUGGGAGGUGUCAAGGUCCUCUUAUGGACACUAGGGGUGGCCUUGGUGUGUGCAGUGCCUGUGCGCACAACUUUCUAGUUGCAGUGGCUGAUGUAAGUAGACUGACACAUCUUAAAUUCCACCCAGAAACCCAUACUGCUGUCUUGGAUCCAGUAAUUUUGCUGGUGACUUAUUGGUAUGGUUUGGUGCCGAGUUGCCAGACUGUAGUUUGGUAAUGAUGAGCACGCCAUAGGCUUGCCUACUCCCCUUCCUUCGCCCUUCCUAAUUAGCUUUAAUUGAGGUCAGUGUUACAUCUAACUGGCAUGAUUGCAUUACCACUAAUCAUAGUUGGCUUGUAACCAGAGACAAGGACUUGAGGUGCUGACCUAGAGAGGGUGAGAGCCAAAAGGGAAGGGGAAGAACGCUCCUGAAUGUUCAGUUACAAAACUAUGGUUUGACAAUGAAACUUUAAUGGACUCUAGCCUAAGGCAAGUAAUUGCUUUGUCUGUCACUCAUAUGGCCUCCCUGGCAUUUGAUUGGAACCUUUCAACUGAUUUCACUUGCAUUAAACCCAGAGAAACACCUUCACAGUUCUAAGAUCACAAGGCAGUUGCAUCUGUGAAUAUGCAGUGUAUAAAUGUUGAAAGCUGCAAUUACAUCAUCUUGAUCCUGAUAGUGUAGUGUAAAUGUAGGGGAUAAUUUGCUGGUUUUAGCCAGGAGAAGUUUGGAUUCAAAUCCAUACAUAUACAUGAAGCUCUUUGGGUGGUCUUGAGCAUGUUUGUGGACUUAAUUAGAUAAACUUUGUUAGGUACAAAACCAAAUUUUCAGUAGCACCAAGGGCUCCUGGGGAAAAGAAAACCCAUGGUUUCUUUCUGUUUCUUUGUCUUAAGAUAAGUGGGGGUCAGAUUGGAACCUAUAUUAAGUUAUUGCAAUGGUUAUUGAUUGCCUCAGGCCUUGCUGCUGAGGCAGUGUACAGUCUGCAGCGCAGUGUGGUUUAAACAUUUAUACCUGAUAAUACAUGUAUGCUCCCCCAUCUUCCCCAAAAUGAAAUUGGCUUCUCUGCAUCCCAUGAUGAAUUCUGUUAUCAAGAAACCAUGAAAAAAGUAGAAGUAUACUCUUACAUUCAGUCAUGUACUUUUCUCCUGGGAUUGUUCUUGGGAGAAAUUAGGAGCAGGCCAUUAUCUACAUAUUCCCAUUCUCUCCUCUUUCCUUCAGCGAACAGUAAUUUGAACACCAAAUUUCCCCAGACCCUGAGAGACAAAACCCUCUUUAAAUGCUUAAGAAACAAUUCUUAAUUUCCUGUAGAGGAAUGAUCUCAGUUAUUGUGCAUUCCACCACCCUCUCCAUGCUAACAAUUCAACUAGAGAAUGUGUUUUCCUCUGCUCUUGUUGUUGAUGGUUGUUGGGAAACGUGGACUUCCCACGUUUAUGGAAAGUUUCCAGUUGGUCUAUUUAAUGUAUACGAACAGUAAAGGGAAAAUAUGUCUAUUUAUAUAUCUUCCAGAUGGCCACUGAAAAUAAUAAGCAAAAUAAAAUUAUUUCAUUUAGGUAAGUAUAGAACCUGGUACUUUGGAAAGCGUCAUCUGUCACUUUUAACAACUAGCAGAAGGAAAUUACCGAAUGCAAAGUGAGCAAUAGGGCUCUGGAUAUUUAAUUAAACAUGUAACAUGGUUACAAGAAACAAAAUAUGAUGUGACUACUAUAGGGUUCACAGUAGAAACCUGGAAUUUAUUACAGUGGCAGCAGCUACAUUUCCUCAUCCAACUGUUGCUGUCUGGUGUGGUUGUGUGUAUAUAAAUACAUAUACACUUAUUUCUCAUUAUCUCCCCACCCCCAACAAGGGAUUCAUUAACUUUCGUUUGAUGCCUGCUAAAAAUAUUCUUGUUUAAACAAGCCUACACAGAUGCUUAGAAAGUUGAAGUAAUUUUAAUCUGUUUUUAAUAUUUUAAGUUUUGUAUGUGUUAAAGUGAGGUUGUAUUCUUUUUUCUUGAUUUUUUUUUUGUUUUAUCUUGUAAACUACUUUGAGGGGUUUUUUUUACAAUCAAGCAGUGCAUAAAUUUUAUGAAAUAAAUAAAAUAAACAGAUGAAGUCAUUGAAUUGAAUUUUUGAAUUGAAUUUACUUUAUUACGGUCACAGACCAGCAUAAGCAAAACAUCUAAAUAAAUAGCAUAACAUUGUGAGUCUAAGUGGAUAAUUGUUAAAUAAAUGGGAGCAAGAACCAAAUGUAGAUUAAAAUAUAUACAUAGAAUAUUUAAUUAAGCAUAAAUAAUGGAUGAGUAAAAUCUGAUAAUAAAAAUUAAAAAGACCAGUUAAAACAGCUAUAUGGGGUGGGGCUUCAGAAGUGUGGAUCUAACAACAUGGGCCUUUAAUUUAGGACUGAAUUGUAGCAUAGACCAUCCUUUGACAAAUAUCUAUCAUGGCAGCGCAAAAUCUGGCGAUUGAAUAUGUGACUUCUGGGCUUUCAUCCUAUAGUAAUAGGGAGAUGUUGUGUUGUUCUGAACGCCCAGGGAACUUAUAUAAGAUGGGUUGGAUAAACCUAGUUCGAAUGCCUAAUUACCUGGCAGGGGAGACACCUUGAUCAUGAUGAAGUCAUUCUGUGCAUACAUUCCUUAAAUAAAGAGUCUAUAUAUGCCUAUAGCAUGAAACUCUCAAAAGCCUUUUGGUGCUGAAUUUCUUGCUCUGUGGGCUUGCUUUUUUGGUCAAGUUUUUUAUUAUUUCAUUUUAUAAUGCAUAUAUAGCAAAGAGAACAAUUAUAACAACAGAUGAAAAUUAAAAGAUGAAAAACAAAACUAUAAAAUAGGCAUAAGUGCAGUUGUUCAUGGGUUAAAAUAACAAAGUCCAGGUAAAGACUAUCAACGUUAUCAGAUUAUCAAGUACAGUUCUAGAUUUACCAGGCUUGUCUUCAAAGAGGUUUGUCUUGGAAAUGAUGGUUCUUAUAUGCUAAAUCAUAUAAAAAGUGUAUGGAGGUUAUAGUCCUUGUUGAAAUCUCAAAUUAUGCAUGGUUUUACCCCACUAUACAUAUAUUCCAGAGGUGAGUUGUACCAAGCGUCCUGUGUAAGAUUUUGGGCUGUUUUACAUUGAGUUGCAAUUACUGUUCUUGCUGCCAAGAUCCUAUAUAAGACCAAUUCUUUUUGACAAUAUAUUUACGUUGGUUUCAUAAAAAAUAUUCAGUAACAUUAAUUUUGGACAAGAAAAAAUAGUUUCUUUAGUAAUGUUGAUCAUUUCUGUCAAAAUUAAAUUCCAGAAAUCAUGCACAGUCUAUGGGCUUUUAGUAGCUACUGCAGUGGGCUUCCGUGGUUCUCCCUGGAGCCAACUGCUUCCUGAUGUUUGAAAAAGUUUUAUGUUGACUAUGUUAAAGAUAGAUGGGAGUUGCAUGAAUCUAACUGGAAAGAAAUUGCCAGAUGCAAAUGUCCAAAUGCACUGUUUUAUAGUCACAUCUUUCAAUUCGGUGCACACUCCAGUUUUUUUUAUAUAUACUUCCAAACUUACCUUUCCUCUGCUCAGCAAGAUGCUCUAGGAAUCUGGCAUUGCCUUGAAGACUGUGUUUCCCUAUGCAGGGCAACAGCAGCAGUAGGAGAGAUGGGGAAAUGUGAAACAUGGCUAUUGGCAAAGGCAGAUGAGAGAAGAUGAGCUGGAGUGCCCUCAACCUCCAUUUAAACACUUGUUCCACUUCUGAAAUCUCAUGAUUUACUAAUCUAUUGUAACUCAAGUUCUGUAACAAGACAGUGUCAGUUUUACAAGAAAACUUUGUAGAUGUGCUAAUCAAAGUAUCAUUUUCCCUCUCCCAAAGGAUUUCCUUCCUCUUCUGAAUGUCCAUUGCUCACCAGAUAUUCAUGCAUUUCUUUGCAAAGCAUUUGUGCCUGCCUGUUUGGAUCAAUCGCGUGUGAUUCACCCAUGCCGAAGUCUCUGUGAAAGAGUGUACUCUGACUGUAAACAAGUGAUAAACACUUUUGGAAUUAAUUGGAAUGAGGAACUUGAAUGCAGCAGGUACAGUGUUUUUAAUUCUCUUUAUUUCCAAUGGAUUUUACUCUGGCCUAAGACAAAGUCCUAGUCCAUACAUUCAUGCAAUAAACUUCUCUUUGUUUGUUAAAUAUCAGCCUGUGUGCUUCCUCCACACAGAUGAUCUUCUGUAUAAACGGAUGCUCUUUGUUGCAAUCCAUUUCUGUGAUGACACCCAUCACCCCGAAUGCAUGCAGUUCUUCCAUUCCCUCCCUUUUUUUGAGGAGGAACAAUUGUGAAUUGGACUCCCCAGUAGUAUUUGUGAUGAGAAGAGUGUGCCUGCUCUUUCAAGGGGGGAGGAGCACUGCCAGGUUUAUGAGUAUGCUUGGACCAAGUGUAUAUCUGAUGAAGUGAAUAAGCAAAUUUGCUUUGCAUAUAUAUUUCAACCUAGACUGUUCAACUUUUCUGUUCUCUUCUGUACAAGCUCUUUAGUGCUUUGGAUUCUUGCUCAUCCAUAUAGGAAACAGAGGUCAUUACAGGACUAGCAUGCAUGGUAGUUGGUAAACAGCAGUUGAGGUGAAGAAGACUGAAGAAUUAGGAAAAACUCAUACCUUGAGCCCCCAUCUCCUCAAAGAUGAAGCACUUUGGAAGGAGAACUUUAUUGUUGCCUUUUCUUCUGCCAUGGUCAUAAAGCACAUAAUAUGAUAUCGCCUAUAAAGGACAACAUGUGCAUUUGGAGGCCACUUUAUUUUAAAAGCAUUUAAAAAAUCUAUGUGUUAUACAACAUAUAAAGCAAGUCAUGUCUGGGUAGCUCAGUUGGUUAAAGCAUGGUGCUGAUAAUGCCAAGGUUACAGGUCUGAUCCCCUAUGGGACAGCUGCAUAUUUACAGGAGGCUGGACUAGAUGGUUCUCAUGGUCCCUUACAUCUCUACAAUUCUAUGAUUUUAUGGCUGCAUCUCUCAGGCAAGUGUUUGGCCUCAGCUAUGCUUGCUUUGGAAAACUCUUACAAUGACUGCUCCAGUUCACUCUUCCUGGAGCUGCCUUGAAAGAUGCUUGGAAGAAUGCUGUGAGUUGCCUCUUGACUGGCAAAGGCCACAGCUAUUUUAGCAUACCUGUACUGGCUUUCUGUUAGCUUCUAGGCCCUGUACAAAGUGCUAAUGAAAACUAUUUAAAAAACCUACCUGGUCUGGGGUCUGCAUAGACAAGCAUUUCCUCUCAUAUGUACCUCCCUGCUUCCUCAGAUCUGUGGGCAUGCACUGCUUCAAAGGGCAAUUUGUCCAGGGCUUUAAUCCCUGCCAAAUUGGCAAACAGGGACUGAAUCCUACUGCCUUGGCUGCGCAAUCUUGGAGCCCCUGAUGGAGCAAGAUUGGCCUGCAAGCUGGAGGCUCCUCGCCCUUGUAAUUGAGGUUAUGUUUCCUUUAAAAAAAAAUCCGUUUUUAUUCUUUGUGAUCCCAGUCCCAGUCUAGUUUGAUAACCAAGCAUCUGAAGUAUGUGCUCUGAGCCUCUAGGCAAAUAGCACUGAGUGGUCCCUCUGCAUUUUCUCUCUUUCCUUUCUAGGUUGGAGGAUUGUGAUGAAACUGCUGCUGUCACUCCUUCUCUCACUACAAAAUCUCAUGACACUAAGAAGACUCCAGGACAGCCCAGAAGGGAUUAUGGAUUUUGGUGUCCACGUCAUCUGCAGACCUCCGGUGGCCAAGGCUACAAGUUUUUGGGAAUUGAUCAGUGUGCACCCCCCUGUCCCAACAUGUAUUUCAGUAAUCAUGAGCUAGACGUCGCCAAAAGCUUCAUUGGGAUCGUUUCAAUUUUUUGCCUUUGCGCAACUCUGUUCACAUUCCUAACGUUUUUGAUUGAUGUUAAGCGGUUCAGAUAUCCAGAGAGGCCAAUAAUAUACUAUUCUGUUUGUUACAGCAUAGUGUCUCUGGUAUACUUCCUUGGGUUUGUCCUGGGAAACAGAACUGCCUGUAAUAAGGUAGAUGAAAAACUGCAGCUUGGAGAGACAGUUGUUCUUGGUUCUCAGAACAAAGCCUGCACAAUUGUUUUUAUGGCUCUGUACUUUUUCACCAUGGCUGGAACUGUGUGGUGGGUGAUCCUCACAGUCACUUGGUUCCUAGCUGCCGGACGAAAGUGGAGCUGUGAAGCUAUUGAGCAAAAGGCAAUGUGGUUCCAUGCAAUUGCCUGGGGCAUGCCUGGCUUUCUCACCAUUAUGCUGCUUGCCAUGAACAAAGUGGAAGGUGACAACAUCAGCGGUGUUUGUUUCGUUGGCCUCUAUGACCUGGAUGCUUCCAGAUACUUUGUCCUUUUGCCUUUGUGCCUUUGUGUCUUUGUUGGAUUGUCUCUCCUCUUAGCAGGCAUCAUUUCUCUAAAUCAUGUGCGGCAAGUUAUACAGAAUGAUGGCAGGAAUCAAGAAAAGCUGAAGAAAUUCAUGAUUCGAAUCGGUGUCUUCAGUGGCUUAUACCUGGUACCUUUAGUGAUGCUCUUGGGAUGUUAUAUCUACGAGCAGGUGUACAGGAAGAUCUGGGAAACCACUUGGGUUUAUGACCAUUGUGUUAAGUUCCAUAUACCUUGCCCUUAUCAGGUAAGGGUAAAAUACUUGCACAAUUUAUACCUCAAUAAUUAAGAAUAUUGGUAUCUCUUACUGCUGCUGCACAUGUAUGCAAUGCUGGGGAUUUGACUGCAGCAACAACUGUGAUACUGCUUUGUCUAUUGUUCUUCAGUGCUACUAAAGCCUCAGAGUGGUCCUACCCUAGUGUUCAAUGUGGAAUCCAGUCUUCCUCCGAUCAGUAUUGUCCUAGAAAGUAUAUACUCUGAGUACAAAGCAAUGGAAUAAAUUUCUCUUUAGAACCCUCCUUGAAGAUGUUAGUGACUUCUAGCUAUGAUUUCCUAAGAAGAAAAUUUAAAAAGACUGUCUAAAAACAACAGCAAAACUAAUAUGCUGCUGACAAUAAUCCUUCAGAUUUUACACCCAUCUCUUUGUUGCUUAAAACAUGCUUUUCCUCCCACUAAAAUAGAUGGGAAAGUUAUCUACAUUGCAUAUUAAAGUGAGGUUUUAAGUCACUCAAAAAUGGAAAAAAAUGAAAACAGAAGUUUAUACUUGUAGAUAGCAACCUCUGAUCUAGUUAUAACUAGGGAAAUGUUAAUUCAUUUUGGCUGCUUAUGUAGUUCCCUCCAGAUGUGAACUUCCAUCAGCCCCAGGCAGCACAGCCCAAUGGUCAGGGAUUAUGGACGCUGUAGUCCCCAACAUCAAGAGGGAACACUUUGACUAUCCCAACCUAGAUGUAUACUGCAUUUAUUCCAAUAUAAGGAUUAUUUAAGCAAAAAUACUUAUAGCAGAGCAUUUCCUUUUUAGUGGUAUUACUUUAUUACUUUAUUACAUUCAGCUUGGUCCAAGCUUUUUAAAAUAACUAUUUACUCAAAAUAUUAUUUCUGGCAUCAGCUAGUUAAUGAUCCUCAAGCUAAUUAAAAUAGGCCAGGGUGGUAAUGGAGAGACCUGAAUUGGCCAAGCUAAUACAAAAUAAAAAUCUGAACACUAGGUAAGACAGACAAGUUAGCUCUUGAGUUAAAUAUCAUUGCCCUUUUUUGAGCCUGUUCUUCACAAGAGUGGAUUAAUUUUGCAGCGAACAGCAGAAAAGACACUGGUACAUACCCCCAAGGCACUCUGAAAAUCCUGCCACCUCUAAUUAACUUCAGCCCAUCAGUUCUAUCAUCUUUCCUGUGUACUCAGAUGACACAACUGUGUUACUGUACAGAGUAUCACUAAAGAAAUUGGUUAGUACUGAGCACUUUAGAAGAAUUAGCUACAUUAUUUAUGCAUUUCUCCCUUCUAUACAGCUGUGGCCACAUUUUUUGUGACUUAACUGUAUCUGUCUUCAACAUUUAAGAACACAGGAAAGUUCUAACGAAGUUUCUUCAGGCUUCUCCUAAGGGAUUUCUGGAAUUGUAGUUUUGUGAUGCUGGAGUAACUUAACUCUAACGUGUUGUGUUUUUUCUCUCAUUAAUACAUUUUUCCUCCAUUCUAGCAGGGGUUUCAAUGCAAACCCCAUCAUGAUCCUGGAGCAAGACAAACCUCCACUCCCCACCGACUACUGGGCGGGGGGAGCACACCUUGCUCCAGCAAAAGAACAGCGGGGAGCUCACUUUAAGCUUGCCAUUGUUCCUUUGAAGUCAUGCAGGCACUGGCCCCACAAAUAUGGCAGGUGUGGGUGCUUUGCCAGAAAGUGCCUAAUAGGCCGAACUGGGACCCCUGACAGGCCAAAGUUGGCUACAGACUGGAGGUUCCCUACCCUGAGGCUUAUUUCUUAUUUUUGUGUCAUUUUCUAAAUAAAUUAAAAUCACACCAUUCAGUACUGUGUCAUAGCAUCAUAUUAUCCCUGCUUACACUUGCAGCAUUUCAUUUUCUGGAGUUUCGAUGACAACAUAUUGUGAUUAAGCUAUUUUAAAUGUGUAGCAUAGGUACAGUAUUCUCAUUUGCUUAAAGUUGUUUAAGCCUGAGUGCAGCUUAGUUAACAUAAAACUGCAAACUUCUGUAUCACUAUUCAUUUUCUGCUUUGAAGUAUAGGGUCGGAAAACCAUUUUUCUAUUGUAUUUUUAAUGAAUGGUUAUUGUUUUCCAGGUCAAGAUAUUGGCAAGGCCAGAAAUAAUUUUGUUUCUGAUGAAAUACCUUAUGACUUUAAUUGUUGGCAUCUCUCCAGUUUUCUGGGUGGGAAGCAAGAAGACUUGCUCAGAAUGGGCAAGUUUCUUCAACAGGAAUCGCAAAAGAGAGUAAGACACAUUUUUUGUGGUAAUAUUUAUUUUAAAAACAACAAGAUAAAAUUAGUGGGCACUGUUAAUUGGUGUGUUUUAAAAAUGUGUGUGUGUGUGUGUGUGUGAGAGAGAGAGAGAGAGAGAGUGAGUAUUCAUCUUGGGUCGCUUCCUGACUUUGUUCAUAGGAUUGCAGGUUGUUUUUAAAAAAUCCCCACCCCCGAAAACAUGUGGUCUCUCAUCUUUGAUGUGGAACUUCCUGUUGUCAUCAUUGUUUAAGUGCCGCCUCCCUGCCUCCCUCCCUCACAUGUGAACCUGCAGGGAAUUGGAACUUAUGGGCAAUACCAUCUGCAAGGUCUAGAAGUGCCCUCGCAUGGGGUUUUUUUUAAAGCUGUAGUUAGCCAGAUGCUGAAUUUCCUCCCAAACCAAAUCUUCCUUGGUAAACUGGCCAUUUUUUCUCCUUUUCAAGAGAGACUGAGCAGUUUAAUCCUGAGCAGCAGGGGUCUGACUUGGUCAAAUUUUGUAUCUGCUUUCUCACAGCCUGUAUUAUUAGCAUGAAUGUUUUAACGCUAUGCCAUAUUUUAUAUAGUCUUUCUUGAUGCUUGGCAUUGCAUAAUUAUUUGGAGAUUGAUCUCAGGAAGAGGAGAAAUUGAGAAUAAUAUUUUCUCUAAGGUCCCACAGAGUGGUCUGUUCUUCAGUUUAAAUUCUUCUGGAGUAUAUUUUGAACAGUUUUAUGUAGGCUAUGUGUAAGUUCCCUUGGGAAUACUUUUUUCCAUUACUCUCCUUUGCAUCCUGAAUUCUUAAUAUGGCUUUUAGAUUUCUGUAUUUCUUUAAACUUCUUUAGUCAAGGUUUGCAAGCAAUUAUCUUCAACUCCUUCAGCCCACAUUCCUUUACAAUGAAGAUGUAUAUUCCUUUCCAUAUUCCUUCUUUUUCCAUUAUUGUAUAGCUAUUUCAUAUGUGUGUCUUAGCAAAGUGAUGUUCUCUACCAAAAUACAGCCCCUUAUUAUUACCCUGUUAGUUUGUCCCAGAUAGUCAGUUUUAUUUACCCACAUCCCGAGUAGUGUUACUUUAAGGUAAAUAUUGCACUUUUUUGCACUAAAAACUUCUAUUGCUUGCAUGUACAACCGUAUUAUGCAGUAAUAUGAAACCUGGAGCACCAUUUCUGGCCACUGAGCGAGUUGCUGUGAUUUGAUGAAUAUUCCAAUAGUUCAGUGCAUUAAUGGCUACAAUUUUGGCAAAUGAUACAGAUUAUGUGAGGAAAGUGAAAAGCCAGUUUCGGGCAACUUGGGAUUCUGUGGUGAGGGCAGGCAGUAAGAGUGAAGACUAAGGAGCAGAGUGGGCCAAAAGUGUAGAGCAGGGUUUCCCAAACUUGGGUCUCCAGCUGGUUUUGGACUACAAUUCCUGUCAUCCCUGACCACUGGUCCUGCUAGCUAGGGAUGAUGGGAGCAUUCUAAUCAUGAUAAUAUUGCAUGUUAAUCAUAAUCAUAUUGUUUUGAAUACUAGUUGCGAGGGAGGCUGUUGCCCUGAUGUCCCUUUUGUGAGCUCACAGGUUCUGUGAACCGCCCUGAAACCUCCGGGUAUGAGGCAGUAUAUAAAUUAAAUAAAUAAAAAUAUCUGCCUGCCUCUGUAAGUAACAUGGUGUAGAACCAGAUGGAUCUUUCAUUUGAUUCACUAGGGAAGUUAUUGAAGGGCAAAGAGAUGAAGACAUGGAUAAAGAUAAAAUACAGGUGGAGAAAACUUCCCUACAGACCUAGUGUCUGAUAAAGUUGUGUGUUUUCUUUACCAAGAGAGUGGGUGAGUAAAUAACAAUUAAGGGAGAACUAAGUUUCUUGUACUUGCAGGAUUGUGGCUCCAAUGCUACUUGCAUAGAAUAUUGAGCAUGGGCCUAUGGUGCCAACUUGGCAGUUAACUUGCUCAAUGUCCUGGAGCAAAUCAUGCACUCUCAAGUCCCUUCUUGUAAUGAAAACAUUUGAAAAAAUGCAGUAGCUCUUAAAACGACUGUAGCAUGAUCUUGUGCACUAGAUAAGAUAUUUCCACCCCUUUGUAAAGAUGGGAGUGGAGCAAUAAAUAGUUUAUAGACUUGCUCCAUAAAAAUGGAGGGGCAUCUGGCUUUGAUACCAGUACAUGUGAGAAGGACCUAGGGGUCUUAGUAGACCAGAAGAUCAACAUGAGUCAGCAGCGUGAUGCAGCAGCAAAAAAAGCUAAUGCAAUUCUAGACUGCAUCAACAGAAAGAUAGUGUCCAGAUCAAGGGAAAUAAUCGUUACCACUUUGUUCUGCCUUGGUCAGACCACAGCUUGGACUACUGUGUCCAGUUCUGGGCAUCUGGGUUUUAAGAAGCUGGAACAUGUGCAGAGGGAAGUCUACUAAGGUAAUAAAAGGUCUGGAAACCAAUCCUUAUGAGAAGUUGAGGGAGUUAGAUAUGUUUAGUCUGGAGAAAGCAGAAAUUAUAUGAUAGCCAGCUUGAAAUAUCUGUAGGGUGUCACAUGGAUAAUGGAGCAAGCUUGUUUUCUCCUGCUCCGGAGGGUAGGUAGGACCCAAACUAAUGGAUUCAAAUUACCAGAAAGGAGAUUCUGAUUAAACAUUAGGAAGACCUUUCUGACAGUAAGAGGUGUUUGACAAUAGAACAGACUACCAUAUAAGGUGGUGGGCUCUCCUUUAUUGGAGAUUUUAAAACAGAGGCUGAAUGUUCAUCUGGCAGUGAUGAAAGAAAGUAAAAAAAUGAGUUGAGAGCAGCCUGUCACAUCUUAAAAUUGGUAAUUUUGACAAUGACUUCAGCAAGAUGUUUGCACGUCUGAAUGCAAUUAGCACAUCUAAAUAGUUAUGGAGGAGGGUUGUAAUCACCAUGUAUUGUCUUCUCCCAAUCAGUCCAAUCAGUGAAAGCCGAAGAGUAUUGCAAGAGUCAUGUGAAUUUUUCUUGAAGCACAACUCUAAAGUGAAGCACAAAAAGAAGCACUACAAAUCCAGCUCUCACAAACUGAAGGUGAUUUCAAAGUCAAUGGGGACCAGUACAGCUGUCACAACCAAUCAUGGAACUUCUGCCAUGGCCAUCGCAAACCAUGAUUACUUAAGCCAAGACACGUUCACUGAGAUCAAAAGCUGUCCUGAAACAUCUGAGAGAGAGAUGGAAGCAGAUGGAACGGUCAGCCAGAAAGUGAAAGAGGAAGAGUUUGCCUGCAGCGAACAAGGUGCACCGCACAUGUUACCUAGCCCUAAAGUGGCUUUGGAACAGCUAGAAAAGAGAGGGAAGGCAGACAACACACAGGAUAUUGCCAGCUUAUCUGAAAGCAUGAAAAGAAUGGUCGAAGGAAGGUAAUUGCUUUCCCCUUAAUUUUAUGUGUUUUUUUACUAUUGCAUGCUAGUUGUUAGUACCAUCAGAAGAGAAAAAUAUUGCAUUUUACUUUAAAAUAGCAGGAAAUGGAAAAUAUAUCUUGCAAACAAAGCUUUUUAUCACAUCUGCACUGGAGUGGGCAUCUAAACCAAUCUUUAAGCAAAGGUAGCUACAUUGUCUUAGACACCACACCUCUGAACACCUGAAUAUAGAAUGCAAGGUGUAAUUGUUCAGAUACUUGGCUAGCAUUUGAGAGGAGACAAGCCAAAGUAGAAGAUAUUAGCAGUGAGACCUCUAAGCAGUUCAGGAGAAAAUCAAGGGCCCAGUUGGAUGAAUUGCUACGACAAAGACUCUGAACCAGUGUGGGAGCCUGUGCACUCCUGUUGGAUUGGAUCUGGGAGACCUGACUUAGGUUUGCACAAGGUGGCUCAGUGUCCUUACAUUUCAGUUAUGCAUCUAUAAAAAGACUCAACUCCCACAAAACAGCAUAAAUAUUGUAAAAAUUCAGUGCACACUGAUAAAUUAUGAAAACAAAUGUUAUUUUACUUUAAUGAAGCUAAAGUUCUGUUUUGGUCCAUCUUGAUACCCAGAUAUUCUAUUUUCAUUAAGCCUUUCAUAACAAUGUAGCCAAUCAUGUAGCAAAGAUAAAGGUCCCAUGCUCUUGGCGCUGAACCAGGAUCUGGAGUUUGCUGGGUUAUACUGUAAGAAUCCUGAUCAGUGUUUGAAACUCCCACUGUUCUAGGCGGGUUAUGUGACAGGGAAUUUCAUUAGUGCAAGCAGUUUCUGAGCCCUGGGCGCAGUACUGUGCCUAAGAUUUCAGAUUAAAACUGCAGAGUGGGAGGAAAGGAGGACCUUUUUCUGCCUGCCCCUUCCAGCUACUCUCUGAAAACUGGAGAAGAGACCCUCUGAAGAAUAUUAGGGAGGUGAUCAAGGGAAGGACUAGACCAUGUGAAAAAUGGACAUACAGUGGUGCCUCGCAAGACGAAAAGAAUCCGUUCCGCGAGUCUCUUAGUCUUGCGGGUUUUUUCGUCUUGCGAAGCAAGCCCAUUAGCAGUUUAACGGAUUAGUGCUACAGUAUUAGCGGCUUAGCGGGCUUAGUGGAUCAGCUGAUAAGCGGCUUAACUAUAAGCUGAUAAGCGGCUUAAGGAUCAGCUGAUAAGCGGCUUAACAAUAAGCUGAUAAGCGGCUUAACGAUCAGCUGAUAAGCGGCUUAGCAUCAGCUGUUAAGCGGCUUAGCCAUCAGCUGAUAAGCGGUUUAGCGGCUUGGGAAAAAGGGGGGGAAAGGAAAAAACCCGCAGGAACUCGCAAGACAUUUUCGUCUUGCGAAGCAAGCACAUAGGAAAUUCGUUUUGCGAAGCACCUCCAAAACGGAAAACCCUUUCGUCUAGCGGGUUUUCCGUCUUGCGAGGCAUUCGUCUUGUGGGGCACCACUGUAAUAUUUUAGCUGCAGUUCAUUCAUUUUCAGCCUUGUAUUUUGUGUAGGCACACUUUUUUAAAAACAUUCCAUUGUUACUCCCAUAACCUAGGUUUAAGGUACCAUUUAGCUCCUAGCUUUCAUAUCUCAAUUUCUAACACUGAUCCUGAUGCCUGAUUCAAAGACAAAUGUAGCCCAUGUUGUUAGUUCUGAGUGAUAGCAGCUUUUCUACUAAAGGCUUUUUCCAUCCCUGCUACCCAAAAACUUUAGUUGAAAACUGCAUGUCUAAUAAUCAAUUCCUGUCAAGUACGUGACCGAUUUUUUUAAACUUGAGUGUUUGUUUUGUUUGCAGCAGGGAUGGGGAAUCUGUGGCCCUUCAGAUGUUGCUGGGCUCGAUCUCCUAUCAGCCCCACCCAACAUGUCCAAUGGUUAGGGAUGAUGGGAGUUUUAGUACACCACCAACAACUAGAAGCCAUAGAUUCCCCAUCCCUGAUUUACAGCAAUUAUAUAGGCCGCCUAGUAACAUCAUUCUCUGAGUAGUUCAUAGGACCUUGUGUUUUUAAAAAGAUGUUAUCAUCUGUUUCAAUGUAGAAUGCAUUUUCUUUCUUUCUUUUGUAUGCAUAUAACAGGACAACUCCUAGAAGUGAUCUAAUUGAAUCCCUUCCCCUCCAAGUUGGUCAUCCGCACCUUGAUGUUUCCCAGCCAGGCAGUCCCAAGGGGUCAGUCUUGUUUGCCCAUUCCUCUUCAGAUUCAAGGAAAGCUCAGGAGUCUGGUCACAGUUCCAACACUUAAAAAGGCGAAAUUGCUACGUGAGUCAUUUCAGCUCAUGGAUGGAAUCUGUGUUACACUGGAAAUGACUGUUGCGCUCUGCUUUGCAGGGAGGUGCCACAAUAUCCUCCUUGGUUGCACUUCAGGUAAAACUAAAAUUGCAUUGUGAGGGGCCUAGCAACAGCUUGCUCUUCAAACUUUGGACAUGUUCUAGCUAGCAGUAAGUUUGAUGUGAAAAAGAUGAUUAAUAAGUAAGUACUGCUUUUUAUAACCUUUAUGUCAAACUGCAUUGCAGUAGCAGAGAUGGGAGGUAUCUUGAGCUGUGUUAUAAAACUACCACCUCCUUCUAGCAGUGCUAUUUACUGUAUCAUAAAUAGGUGGGUCACACAGGGGCAGGGGAAAGCUGAUGCAACAUGUGAGAAUAGCAGCACGGUCCCAUUCUUGGAGAAUCGGCUUAAGCUGCAAAGUACAAGCAGAGACUUGAGCACUUGUGGCUGAAGUGUCUGCCUUUGCUGCUCUUAUCAGACAGCUCUGACCUGCAGGCUAGAGAAACCCUUAGCCUAGGUUCUCCAGUAUGGUGCCAGUGGACACUACAUCUCCCACAGAAGCCCCCCUUGGAACUUACCAAGGUAUCUCCCUAUUUUGGUUGAAUUUGGGGUUGAAUUUUUCAUUUGUCUUAUUUUUUGGGGGGAGGGGUUCUUUUGUGAAAUGGGGAUUUCUCAAAUGCCCCUUUCUUAUUAUCACAUCUGGCAAGUACACAUGUACAUCCACUUCUGAUUUCUGUGGUCCAACAGCCCAUGGGAUGCUGCUGAGAAACGUAGUAGGGACCCUGCUUUUGCGUCUGCCCAAGCUGUGCAACUGUCUUUAUGAAUUACAACUGUAUUGUAAGAAUACUGGGUGGUCACUGGUGCAGAUGCUUCUGUGCAGGUAUUUGUAUUGGGUCUAGUAGACCAGCUAUUUUUGUAAAAAAAAAAUAAAUCUUAGGUGCAAUGGCUCAUAAUUUUUGGGCCAGUUGUAAUAUUUUAUGUUAUGGUCUAAACACUGAAAUGGAAAGGGACUCUUGAAUCAAAACCAGUUUUGAAAGUAGCUACUUUUAUACAAGUAUAGCACAGAUCAAUUGUUUCUCUUACAUGACAGGAUGCUUUGUUAUAUACCUGUCUCCUACCCUUCAUUAUUAUUGUUAUUAUGCUCAAGUAAGGUAAGGUGGGGAGUGGUGAAGCCAACCGCUGUUUAGAUAUAACGCAAUAACCUGGGAAUUUACUUAACCUCAAUAUUUCUACUCAGGGUGGUACCUUUCAAAUCUGAGGCUUGAGCACAAUCUAAUAGUAGCUUAUAUUUUAUAAAGUGAGAUUCUGCAUAAAUUGGGCAUUGAACCCCAUUCCCUUCCCUUUCUUUUCCCUUAUCAGAAUAGAUCCUUGAGAGAACAUAUAGACCACAGUACCUAUGAAGCUCAUUUCCUAGCCUUUUGUAGUUUUGAAGAUCUAAGCUGUAACCUUCUAUAAAUAUAUUUUAAUUUUUUCUAUUAGCUUGGAAAAUGGGAGAACUGUGUGUUACUUUGCUAGAAGUCAUUCAGUCCUGAUCUUUGCAUUUUAAACAUCAGUUUUUGUGAUUUCUGAGUCCAUUUUUUGAUCAUUUUUUGAUAAAUCAGCUUUGAAGCAUCAACUGAUUAAAACAAGCACUUUCUACUAUUCUAGUCUACAGGUAGAAUUACAAAAACCAAAUCUGUCUGGUUCUACCUGAUAUAGUUUCAGCUUUCUCCAUAAUAUAGCACUUAUUCCAGAGCUGUAAAACAGCCCCUGGGCUGCUCAGAUAUUCUGGGUCAAGGCAGUAAAGACCAUUCAGACAACUUUCAUGGCUUCCAACCCUGGUGCUUUUAGCUUAUACCCACUAGGCCUUGGGAUUUCUGCACCGUGUCCCUACCUGGCAAUGAUAUAAAAAACAUCAAGUAGUCCUACAGCAAAGCUUGCUUUCACUUUUUUAGGAAGAAACUGGUAGGAUAUCCUGUAGAAGACUGGAAAUAGCAAGCUUGUCUCUUUAAAUUCAGUUGAAUUGCAGCAGUUGGGGUUUGCUGCUUGUCUAGAAAGGUGCAUAUCAAGGACCCGGAUCCUGCGAUCAACAUUUGAGGACUUUCUUUGUGUGCCCCUUCCACGAGAGGUGCAGAGGGUGGCAACACAAGAACAGACCUUUUCUACUGUAGUUCCCUGUUUAUGGAAUGCUCACCCCAGGGCACCUUCAUUGCAUCUCUUUAGGCACCAGGUGAAAUGUUUUUCUAUAGCCAGGCCUUGGGCUGAUUAACAUGCAAUGGAUGGCCUUUUAAAUAUGUUUGUGAAAGGGGGUGGUUAUUGGUAUGUUUUUGUUACAUAUUUUGUGUUCUCAUUUGUAUUUUUAUGUUGUGAACCACCCUGUGAUCUUUGAAUGAAGGGUGGUAUACAAAUUCAAUAAAUAAAUAUACUGAGUGUAUGUUUGUGCAGCUCUGAAGCACAAGGGCAGGACAUUUAUCAAGGAAAGGGUGUGAUUAUGCUUAGCAGGGCUUGGGUAAACUGUCCUGGGUAUUUCCCCUUUGAUGCUGAAGUCACUUGCAGUUUCACUGGAUCAUAUUUCCUCUGCAUUCAAUUUAACUGACCGCAGGCUCCAGUAUCUCCAAUCCUGCUGUGGCUCAGGAAUGUUGUAUUCUUUCCAAUCCCCUUCCCUUUUGACUGGAUGGCCCUAGUAACUAAGGUAUUGCGGCACUGAGUUAGGUUGCGUGCAUAGCAAGCAUGCUAAAGAAGGCAAACAAUUUGGAUGUUAUAGCAGUACUCUUGCCCUUUGCCGCUUCUCAUAAAAGAGCAGAAGGAAGCACAGCCAAGUCUCUCUUCAUCUUUCUUUACAAUAUGUUCCUUUUGAAGGUAGAGUAGGGCAGUUGUGCUUCCUUGCUAAAAGGCUGCAGAAGAUGCCCCUAUACUUUAUAAUGAUAUUUCCUGGAUUGUACACAGGGUGGUGUCUCCUUAUGCCAAGCACAGCAUAAUGUGGUAGAGCCCUACAUCUUUUCCAAGUCAGUUGUAAUGAUAAAAAAUGAGUCAAAAGCCUGGCCCACAAUGAUAUACACUGUGCAGUUUACAAUAGUUACAUAAUGUGACUUUGAAAACUGCAUUUUGAAGACUAAUCUGCUGUGGGUCUAGUGAAAGCUAAUGUUUUGUGAUGCAUUAAUUCUGGGUAGCAAAAUAAAUUAAGUUGUUUGUGUGCAGCCAUCUUGGGAUAAUAGUCCUCACCUGUUGUCAGGAGUCAGUGAUUACAGUUACCCCUGUUGCCACAGCAGCCAUAAAUUUAAUGCUUCUGAGUAGCCUGCACCAAUAAGCCACUGUAAUAUUUUGCUCCUUAAACAAAAAGUAUCUGUUUCUCCUCUUCAGCCACUGCUGAUGAGUUGCUAAACCUGCCUUGCUAAACCCGCCAUGCCUUCUCCCAGCCUCUGACUUAACUGGAGGUAGCUGGUCCAUCUUAGUCAUUUUCCUUGUGUGCUCAGGUUCUGUAGCUGGAUCAGGCUAAAGGCCCAUCUAGUCUAGCAUCCUGAUCUCACAAUGGCCAACCACAUGCCUGUGGGAAGCCCCAACUUCUUCACUAGUACUCUCUCUGCACUUGUCAUUCCUGGCAAGUGGUAUUCAGAGGUGCAGUGCCUCCAACAUUUUCUCCAUGAAUUCGUCUAAUCCUCUUUUAAAGAAGGUGGCCUUCUCUACAUCUUGCUUCCACAGCACCUGCUCGUUUAUUUUAACUGCACAUUCCUCAGUUCCAAACGAAAAGCUGCCUUGAUGUUGUUGAAUUUAAAAUUCCAAAUAGAACAAGUGUUGAAUUUCUAAAUAGAACAAGUGUUGGAUAAUGCCAGAGGAGGAAGAAGCCUUUCAAUCUGUCCUGUAAGCACCCCUUUCAUUCUGAAUUGUAAGUGUGAGGAAUAUACAUUACAUUUGGCUCAGUGGAAAGAGCAAAGCACUGUGCCUUUGUUCAGAUGCACUUUUUACCAUUCCUGCUGGCUUAUAGAAAUUAUUGUUGGCUACUCAGCCCAACUGCAUUUUACGCUCUUAGGUAAGUAGUGCUAACAGAGAGGAGGGUGAUUAUAACUGAGCUCUUAUCUAUGACACUAACAUUCACUUGUUUUUAUAGCUCUUCAUCUUUGUAAGUGGUUUUUGUUUUUUUAAAGAAAGCACUCCCAGUUUCUUUGUUUUUCAACAUUCCACUUUGUGCAACAUCAUUUGGUUGUCUUGGACACCAAGUAAAACUAUAUUAUAGAAAAGAAAGGUAAACGGCAACUGAAUAAGGAAGAUAGUUCUGAUGGAUCAAAUUGUUUUCUGUUAUAACAAUGUAUUGAAUUUUGAAUGUAUUAUGUUCUCUGCAUUUUAUAACUUUGUAACUUAUUGCCUUUAACAAAGACUAUUGGUGGUUUAACUGGAUAUUUCCUUAUUUUCAGAACAUACUAUUCUUCCAAUAACUAGAGAGACUUUCAAAGUUGUAAAUAUUAUCUGUGGAAAAACAAUUUUUCUCUUAUUGGCACAUCUGAUUUUUUAAAAAAAUGUCUGCAAUUUGGCAUAUGUAUUUUUACUAUUGGUCAAUAAAGUUUUCUAUACUGU
This is a messenger RNA of Podarcis lilfordi (Lilford's wall lizard), 27214 nucleotides long. Lineage: Eukaryota; Metazoa; Chordata; Lepidosauria; Squamata; Lacertidae. The record is from the annotation of a GenBank genome assembly.